AUGUUGUCAAUAAUACUUCUAUUAUCAACAUUACUUGGCGAGGUCUCGGCUUUUAGUUUAACACCUGAUUCAUCAUACUUUUUAGUUCUUCAACCCCUACAACGUAAUGCAAAAAUAUCCAUCAUACCAAUUACAAGCUUUUGGUACACGGAAAACGGGUGGACGACAAACUCAACUUUUAUUACAUCCGACUUUGAAACGAAGCGUUAUUGCAUUUCCCUUUCAUGCAAUAAUCCUGAAAACGUUAGCGUGGAGUGCUUCAAUUAUGCUACAGUUGGCCCAAGAACUAGAGGGGUACUUCAAAUUGAACAGAAUUCCGCUCUAGGAGUGGAAUCAGUGGCUUUUUUGCAAACACCCGGAAACCCCAAAGAUGGAAAAAACAGCCGGAAAAGCGCCCCUAUCAAAGUUUUUGUGAAAAGCACCCAAAUGCUACCGAAUGUGGACUUUUCUAGUGUGAAAAAUAUUGUAAAAGCUGAUCAGAAGAGAGAAAAAGCGUACAGCAAAAAGAGUAAAAGCUCGAAGAGUAAGGGUAGUGAGGAGAAAAAUGAUGACGAUGACAAGAACUUCAUACAAAAAUAUUGGAUGUACAUACUAGCGGCCUUAAUUUUGUUUGUCGCCCCAAAGUAA
Messenger RNA from Brettanomyces bruxellensis, 627 nucleotides. RefSeq lists its product as uncharacterized. The transcript has a single exon. Bases 1 to 627 code for a protein of 208 amino acids. NCBI's taxonomy places the organism in Eukaryota, Fungi, Ascomycota, Pichiomycetes, Pichiales, Pichiaceae. The record is from RefSeq and is a predicted model, not a curated record.